GAGAUUGAAAUAUUGAAGAAUAGAAAUAGAAAUUCAGUAUGUACGGUAUUGAAUGUUUAGUUUAUGUGAUUUUUCAUUUCCCAUGCAUUGUUUAUAAAUUAUUAACAAUAACCGGUUUUUGUAUAUAUUGUAAAUUAUCAUUGAUCUGACUAGUAUAUAAAAUUAGUUUUACAUUGAUUCAUUACAAGAUCAUCUAGUUAUCAAUGAGUGAGAAAGCAUUUUGAAAACGUUGCAUUUAUCGAAGUGUUUAAUGUUUCAACGUAUUUUGCUAUGUUGCAGUCAAGCGUAAAUUUUUAAUAAAUCAGCAUCUAUGAACAUGAUGGUACCGUCUGCUCCUCCAAAGAAGCGGACGUUUGAUGAAGCAAAUUUGGAUGCCAAACCCUCCGGCGAUGAUAAUAGCUCUGACAAACUACCAAAGAAGUUGCGAGAUAUGUUUCUUCCAUUGACCUGCAAGCUCUGUAAAGUUACUGCUACAUCAAAUAUGAUGGCAAAAGCACAUUACACCGGCAAACCACAUGAAAAACGUGUUCGACAGUUUUUAGAGAAAUGGAGUGAAGAGACUGGAAAUCCAAUGCCAAAAAUAAGCAAGCCUGAAACUAAACUAAGUCAAGACGCCUCUUACUGUAAGACGUGUGAUAUUACUUUGACAUCAGUGAGUGUAGCUCAACAACAUUAUGCCGGAAAGAAUCAUUACAAAGCUUUUACACAAGGGAAAAAGCACAAAGCACAAACCGUGGUUGAAGUUAACGAUGGAAGAUUUGGAAUUGGAAAAGCCUUUCUGCCCAAUGUCGCAACUGAAUCAGUACAUCAACUACCUUCUGAUGAUAUUAGCAUUGAAUCUCCUAUUAAACACAGGUGGAUGCAGCCAGUAGAAUCAAAGAGCAGUCGUUUAGCGAACGACAUUAAGAAAAAGCUUUUUUCGUGGUCAUGCGAUCUCUGUGGUGUGAUAGCGCACAGUGAGGAUCAGCUAAAUAUGCAUCUUAAAGGAGCCAAACAUCUAAAAGCGAUCAAACGGUCUCAGACUCCAUCUAUUAUACCAGCUCCAGCUAACCCUUCAGAGUCAAUCUUGGCAAGUGUAAUACACCCAGAAAAGAAUGUGACUGAUUAUUCCAUGUUCAGAACGCCUUCUGGUCAAUACUACUGUCAACCUUGCAAUGUGUCUGUCAACUCUCCUGAACAAAUGUCGCAGCAUGUUGAAAGCAAAAAGCACAAAUUCAAAUAUGCCUGCGCGAAAUCGAAAAAAAAUGAAUUUAAUGGCAUCAAAAUUCCUGUGGAGAAGAAUUAUUCAAACCCGCAUUCAGCCUUGAGUGAUAAAGUAUAGAAAAUAAAAUAUUAUUUUUAAUAAAAACUAGUGAAGACUAGUUUUUAGAAUUAAGUUUAAUAAUUGAGUGAUGAAGUACAGGAAAGAAAAUAUUACGUUUAAGAAAAACCAAGUUAUAGAGACAAUAGAGAAGACUAGUAUUGAGAACUAAUUUUAACCCAAAACGAUUUUUCAAAGUCGUUUGUGAUUUUAAUAGAAGAUAUGAAAUUGGGUGAUUACAAAAGAAAUACACAGUAAGUUAUAAAUAGAUUUCAGAAAAUAUAUUUUUUAAAUUGAAGAUGAUUACUAAGAGUACAUAUUCAAGUAAAGUAAAAACAUUUUUCUCAAAAAUAUUUACCAGUUAUUACCAUCAUUGAAUAUUUUGAGUCAAUUUGACUCAAUGUGUGAACUAUUUGUAACACGUUUUUUCAAUUCUCUCACUCGGCAUGUCAACUAAAGCCUUAUAAUAAUUAUGAUACUUCAUUUAAGAUAAUCGAUAUGCGAUGUCCACCGGAAGCGUUGGUACGAAAACCAUCUCUUUGCAUUAGAAAUAGUCGUAGUGAGUCAGUUCUUGAAUUGGAGGUAGCCACGCUUCAAACCUGUAUAGCUUUGCUGAUCUUUAUGUACCAUCUAGGAAAAUAUUAUUGCAAAAAACCUUAGUCAUGUGAGUACUAGUGGUGAUUAGCUACAUCAGCUACAAAAUAUGUAGUUUUGGGAUGAAAUUUGUUGAAUGAGAAUUGAUAUCGUGGAAUUUUUUCAUAAUUGA
This is a messenger RNA of Nilaparvata lugens (brown planthopper), 2066 nucleotides long. Its product is annotated as zinc finger matrin-type protein 3. The coding region runs from base 311 to 1321 and encodes 336 amino acids. Gene Ontology annotation, molecular function: nucleic acid binding; zinc ion binding. Lineage: Eukaryota; Metazoa; Arthropoda; Insecta; Hemiptera; Delphacidae. The record is from RefSeq and is a predicted model, not a curated record. The transcript has 10 exons.